This is a messenger RNA of Chara braunii, 1005 nucleotides long. The record is from the annotation of a GenBank genome assembly. NCBI's taxonomy places the organism in Eukaryota, Viridiplantae, Streptophyta, Charophyceae, Charales, Characeae.
AACCGCACAAUGCCGACCCAACCCGACGUGAGGGACGAGCUCGCUUGCAGAUCACCGGUGCGUCCAGGACCCACUGUGGAGAACAUCACACGAGGAGUGUCCAACAUGUGGGUACACAGCGAUGGUGGCAAUGACGACGUCGGUGGCCGUGACGAUGUCGACGAAGGGUUCAGGGAGGACGCGAAUGCAUGGGACGUCGACAAUGACAUUCAUAUUCGGCCUUUGGGGAAGACGGCCAGGAGAGGGAAAGGACGCAGCAAAGGUGUUGUUCGUGGUCGAUCCGUUUGGCCGUGGCGGCAGAGGAGGCGUAAGCGACGACGGCGGGAAGUCUGCGACGUACUGGUCUACAGACGACCAACUGCUCCUGGUGAGAUGCAAGCGGGAGCAAGACAUGCACCUUGCCGAGUUGGGUCACAAUUACGGGCGGAUGCGGACGAAGGAGUGGAAAUGGGACGACAUCGCCAAGCGGAUGGCGAAGGCGGGGAGGCCUAGAGACGCCGACGACUGCAUGAAGAAGUGGGACAAUCUGUUCCAAAACUACAAGAAGAUACAGAGGUUUCAGAAUGUCAGCGACAGGGCAGACUUCUUCAGGCUGUCAAAUGAAGAAAGGAAGGAGAACAACUUCAAGUUCCGGAUGGACAGGGUGUUGUACAACGAGAUCCAUGGAGGCAUGUUGGGGAAUCACAUAAUUUUCCCUCCCAACGUCGUCGACGCCGGCAUUCCGGACGCGGUGCAGUUGCCCAGGCGAGGAGCGGAUGGUGGGGAGUCUGCUGGUAGUGAGGGCGGCGGUGAUGGCUGCCCUGAAGAACGUUCUUCGGCGAGGGACUCCGACAACAACGCAGACAGUGGGGGUGCAGGCGGGAAGCGGAAGAAUGCACGUCAACAGGCGUUGGAGUCGAUCGCUGGUGUCAUGGACCGCCAUGGUGAACUGAUGUCGUAGACGAUCGAUUCCUCUAACAAGUCGAUGAAACGCAGAGGAUGAUGUGCCACGCGCUUAUGGAGAUC